UCUGCCCACUGAAGGCUAGAAGUUUUAAAGCAAUUGCACAUCACAUGCGGUCAUCAACAAGAAAUUGCCGCGUGUGUGUUUGCCCAAGUAUAGAGCAGAAUUUGAGCAGUGUAUACGUAUAUAAAUACCAAGAGAGCUAUCGUGUAGCUCUGGGAGCAAAAGCUAUUUCAAAAGGAAACAUAACCUGCCUAUCCCAAAGCAACAUCCGUCAUAUCAGAUUCAUAUUUCUGCUUCAUUAUUGUCAGGAUGCCUCCCGGGCCUGUGCAAGCGGACUGCUACACCAACACUGAUUAUGAAAUUGGAAAGCGGCUGUUCAAUGUUUAUAUGGCUUUAAUGAUAGUUCACACCUCGUCUAAUGGCAGAACAGAUGGUUCAUUGGUCGAGGCAGACCGAUUUAUUGAUUCGAAAGCUUAUGAUUUCGAAGCAGCGCUAGUAGCCAUAAAGAGCUUGAAUCUAGAUUUACCCCGCACGAACAAAUUUGACGAUGAGAGUUGUGAAGAUUACAUAUACAAGAUUCUCGGAUUCGUCAGACUGUCCAAUAGCAGGGAAGACUUUGUUCCUCUGCUGACAAAACUCCACCUGCAAAUCCCAACUUGCUUAGCCGACAUUGGAAUAUCGACAACUGCCUAUCAACAGUCAGUGCUGGAGGAAAUGACAGGGCGUUAUAUCAGUUCCACACCUACCCAGUGUUCAUCUAACGCGAAUGAUGAGCCUGACAUUUGGAAGUAUACGUCUCGUUUAUGGGAGGAUGGGACGAAUCACGGAGUGACGCCCAAUGUCAAAGAAAGUUGCCUCAACAGUUAUCCGCCCAAGUUUCGAAUCACCAUUUCUUACCUGGGUAUACAAGCGUCGGGUGAGGGUAAAAACAAGAAGCUUGCGAAACACAUCGCAGCUAAAGGUGUUUGCCAAAGGCUUGGGCUCCAACCAUGUUGAUAGUGAGGUCGUCGGAUACAUGUCGCUAUGAGAAGUACCUAGGAAAGUCUCUCACAUCCGAUGUAUCCUCUCCAUGUAAGCAUCGAAAGGAUAUCCGUAGAUCAUAGACGAACUAUUCCUGAUUUAGACCUGACCCUCGGAACCUUGUACAGUGCCAUAGGUUACAUAGCAAUCAUUGGAUAGACAAGAAGUAAGGCAUG
Molecule: messenger RNA, 1133 nt
Organism: Aspergillus piperis CBS 112811
Lineage: Eukaryota; Fungi; Ascomycota; Eurotiomycetes; Eurotiales; Aspergillaceae
Product: double-stranded RNA binding motif domain-containing protein
Exons: 4
Coding region: 247-933 (228 amino acids)
Source: RefSeq, a predicted model, not a curated record